Molecule: messenger RNA, 853 nt
Organism: Galeopterus variegatus (Sunda flying lemur)
Lineage: Eukaryota; Metazoa; Chordata; Mammalia; Dermoptera; Cynocephalidae
Gene: CUNH19orf84
Product: chromosome unknown open reading frame, human C19orf84
Exons: 2
Coding region: 61-624 (187 amino acids)
Source: RefSeq, a predicted model, not a curated record
CCUGGGCCCUGGAAUGAUCUAGAUGGAGGUGCUGGAAGAGACUUCAGAAACCCUGUGAAGAUGGAACAGCUAAAGGAAGGGGCUGGGCCCGACGGGAACGACCUGUCCCUGCCAUCACCUGGGACUGAAUCGUUGCCCCCUGCGCCCAUCCCAGUCCUGCCACCCUCGCUCCUGGGCACCCCAGAUCCAGCCCACCUGGGGCUCCCUGAGAGCCUGGCCUCUGUUACCGUCCCCAUUCGUCUGGAUGCCCUCUCCUACCUCCUGCAUAGUGCCUUUCUGGGGGUGUAUAACUUCCAACAGUCCUUGCCCUCCUGUCCCUGCUUCCUCCAGGCAUGCCACGUCCAGCCGACCAUAGCCAAGAGGCCUCCCCGGGGACGCGGGGGAUGGGAAGCCCGGCGCAGGCCAGGCAGGGGCCAGGGCCGGCAGUGCUGGCGACCUGGGAGAGUUGAGCAGUCACAGAAGGAGUGGGUGGAGGGCCCUGGGGCUGGCCCCAAGACCCCGCUGAUGACACCACCAUCACCACCACCACCACCACCUGCCCAGAGUAUGAAGAAGGAAGCCCAGGGUCUGAAGCCACCCCUAGACACACCACCUGCUACUGAGGACUGGGAGACAGAGUAUUAGGACCCUGGAAGGUCCAGCACAAGACACUCCAGUCACCCAGGGGGUGUUUCCUGGAGCCCAGAGUGACUUUAGCCCUGUCAGAGAUACCCCAAGAAACAUCCUCUUCCCGUCGUCCUCCAUCCCCCAAACCACUGCCUCAGGAGUGGAUCCUAGGAGUCACCUGGUGAGGCCUGGUCCCAACUUAGGAUCCAGUCCAGAACAGCCCUGAACUUCAUACCCCUGCUCAAAC